This is a messenger RNA of Saccostrea echinata, 1363 nucleotides long. RefSeq names its product arsenite methyltransferase-like. Bases 6 to 1079 code for a protein of 357 amino acids. NCBI's taxonomy places the organism in Eukaryota, Metazoa, Mollusca, Bivalvia, Ostreida, Ostreidae. The record is from RefSeq and is a predicted model, not a curated record. The transcript has 9 exons. Gene Ontology annotation, molecular function: methyltransferase activity.
AGGAAAUGGAAUGCUCCCAGGUCUACGAUUCCGUAAAAGACUAUUACGGUAAACUUCUGGAUGAUCGGAAUAAUCAAACAUGUGUGACCUUGGGUUCAGAGGUCAGCAAAACAGUGAGAGAAGCUGUGGCUGCUAUACAUGAAGAAGUGACCUCUAAAUUUGAUGGAUGCGGAUUGGUGAUUCCAGAAAAGCUGAAGGAAAUGAAGAUUUUGGAUUUGGGAAGCGGAAGUGGGCGGGACACUUUUAUUCUCAGUAAGCUGAUUGGUCCAGAGGGUCACAUAACUGGAAUUGAUAUAACAGAGGAAAUGGUAGCCAUUUCCACAAAAUUUAUAAACUAUCACAGAAAAAAGUUUGGUUAUAAAGAGGCCAAUACAGACUUUGUACAAGGCUACAUUGAGAAGCUUAGAGAAGCCGGACUGAAGGAAAAUUACUACGACGUUAUCAUUUCAAACGGUGUAAUUAACCUCACUCCAGACAAAAGAGCUGUUCUUAAGGAAGCUUACACAGUUUUGAAAGAAGGCGGAGAGAUCCACUUUAGAGACGUUUAUGCAGACAGAGAGCUAGACUGUUCGGUCAGAAAAGAUAAGGAGUUGUGGAAUGAGUGUUUAUCUGGAACCUUAUAUUGGAAAGACUUGGUUAGAAUGGCGGUAGAAGUUGGCUUCAGUCGACCAUUUCUUGUAUCAGCAGCAACAUUUGUAGUGAACAAGGAAGAUUUUCAAAGAAAAUUAGGUGAUGCUCGGUUUGCAUCAGUGACUUAUCGUCUGUUUAAGCUUCCUUCGGAUACAGAUUUUGCACCAGCACAAGUCACAUACAAAGGAGGUAUCCCCGAUCACGAGGAGGAAUUCAAGUUUGAUGUUAAACACACAUUCAAGAAAGGUAAUGCCGUUACAGUAACUGGAGCGGUGGCUGUGUCCCUGAAAUAUUCCCGAUUCUCAGAUGAGUUUGUGUUCAAGCCAGUGCCGACGGAUGUCAAUGGAACAGACGGACAUAAAACAACUCCUGAUGAGGUGGAUUUAGAAAAUCCAUUCGACUACUUGGAUAAGCAGCCAGAGAAUGGUAAGAAAGCGGAGGCCUCUUGAUGUGAUGGAUCUAGCAAGUCCUUCUGAGAUCUGUUUACUGAAGAAAUGACUGAUUCUCACUAAUACAAGAAAUGAGGACCAAUAAAGAUUCGAAAUCACAAAAUUUUGCCAUUGAAGCGUGGAUGUGUUUCUGUAAUUGGUUACAUAUAUUAUUAUGUGAUAUACAGCCAUUAUGUUGCUUAUAGUAAUUAUUCAAACGAUAAAAUGCUUUCUUGGUUGCUAUAUGAGAAUAACAGGUAUUGUUGCAGCUGUUACAGAAAAAAUACAUAUAACACGCGUAAGCG